AUGGAUCCCGAAGUUAUUAUUAAGCUUCGAUGCCCUGGAAUAGUGUCCUGUGCCGACAUCAUCGCCUUUGCAGCUCGUGACAGCUCCUGCAAACUUGGGAAUAUAAACUACGAUGUCCCAUCUGGCCGUCGUGAUGGGAAUGUGUCCUUGAUAAACGAGCCCCUCCUGAAUUUGCCUGCCCCAUUCUUCAAUGCCACCACUCUGAGGGACAAUUUUGCAAGAAAGGGACUCUCCCUUGACGAAAUGGUGACUCUUUCAGGCGCUCAUUCCAUCGGCAUUUCUCACUGCAGUUCCUUUGCUAGUCGGCUCUAUCCAACACAAGAUCCCACCCUGGACCCUAGUUAUGCUGCUUUCUUGAAAACAAUCUGCCCUCCACCAGUUGCCAAUGCGACUGCAGCUCCGACAGUAGACCCCACAGUGAAUCUUGAUUCCAUCACCCCUACUCGUCUGGACAGCAAGUACUACGUUGGAUUGAAGGCGAAUAGGGGGCUACUGACGUCGGAUCAGGUUCUGCUGAGCAGCCCCAUGACGGCGAAAAAGGUGGUGUACAAUGCAAAGUAUGGGAAUGUGUGGGCUAAGAAGUUUGCGGCUGCAAUGGUGCGUAUGGGAAACAUUGAGGUUCUCACCGGGAAACAGGGGGAGAUCAGGAGAAACUGCCGUGUUGUCAACUGAUUGACUCCGGGUUUUGGCGCAGUAUCUGUAUAACAAGAUUGCUUCAGCAACGUCUUUUGUUUUAAUUCUUUUUCUAACUAUAUUUUCUGUCUUCCAUUGGUGUGGUUAAUUUGAUUCAAUAUAUGUUUUUCAUAUCUUUGUUUCUCGAUUCCAAGUGGAGAUGUAUCUGAAAAGUUCAUGGGAAAAAGAUAAUUUUUGGUUGUAUCA
Messenger RNA from Sesamum indicum (sesame), 879 nucleotides. NCBI's taxonomy places the organism in Eukaryota, Viridiplantae, Streptophyta, Magnoliopsida, Lamiales, Pedaliaceae. The record is from RefSeq and is a predicted model, not a curated record.